Messenger RNA from Oryza sativa Japonica Group (Japanese rice), 2375 nucleotides. RefSeq lists its product as uncharacterized. Gene Ontology annotation, biological process: peptidyl-serine phosphorylation; intracellular signal transduction. Gene Ontology annotation, molecular function: ATP binding; protein serine/threonine kinase activity. Lineage: Eukaryota; Viridiplantae; Streptophyta; Magnoliopsida; Poales; Poaceae. The record is from RefSeq and is a predicted model, not a curated record.
GAGGAGGAACAAACAACUCAUCGUCUCGACUCGAUUCUCACCGAGGCAGCGAAAAAAAAAGAGGGGAGAGAAAAAAAAAACACCAGCGAGGCAACGAGGGGGUGGGUGGUGGUGGCGGCGGCGGCGAUGGAGAGCGAGAUGGCGGACGCGGCGCCGGCACCGGCGGUGGCGGCGGCGGCGACGGCGGAGCCGCUGGCGGCGGUGGCGGAGGAAGGGGAGGAAGGCGGGGAGGCGGCGGUGGGGUCCACCCUCACCAUGGAGCGCGUCGCCGCGGCGAAGAAGUUCAUCGAGAACCACUACCGCUCGCAGAUGAAGAACAUCCAGGAGCGCAAGGAGAGGCGCUUUAGAUUGGAGCGACAACUGGAAUCUUCCCAAGUUCCCAGGGAGCAGCAAAUCAAUCUACUAAAAGAUCUGGAGAGAAAGGAAACAGAGUACAUGCGGCUUAAAAGGCACAAAAUCUGCGUUGAUGACUUUGAGCUGCUCACCAUUAUUGGCAGAGGAGCUUUUGGAGAGGUUCGACUCUGCCGGGAGAAGACAUCUAGCAACAUUUAUGCAAUGAAAAAGCUAAAGAAGUCUGAUAUGGUUGUCAGGGGUCAAGUGGAACAUGUUAGAGCGGAAAGAAACUUGCUGGCUGAAGUUGCUAGCCACUGCAUUGUGAAGCUAUACUAUUCUUUUCAAGAUUCGGAGUACCUUUAUCUUAUCAUGGAGUAUCUCCCUGGUGGUGAUAUCAUGACCCUUCUCAUGAGAGAGGAUACCUUAACUGAGCAUGUGGCUCGAUUCUACAUUGCUGAGACCAUCCUUGCUAUUGAGUCCAUUCAUAAACACAACUACAUCCACAGAGAUAUUAAGCCUGACAACCUGCUUCUCGACAAGAAUGGUCACAUGAAGCUGUCAGAUUUUGGGCUGUGCAAGCCAAUUGAUUGUUCAAAGCUCUCAACAUUGAAUGAAGAUGAACCGAUGGGUGAUGACAAUUUGAGGGAAUCAAUGGAUAUCGAUAGCUCUUUCUCUGAAACAACAAAUGGUAGAAGGUGGAGAAGUCAACAUGAACAACUUCAGCACUGGCAGAUGAACAGAAGAAAACUGGCAUUCUCAACUGUUGGGACACCAGACUAUAUUGCUCCAGAAGUUCUGCUAAAGAAGGGAUAUGGAAUGGAAUGUGACUGGUGGUCUUUGGGUGCAAUCAUGUAUGAGAUGCUUGUUGGUUAUCCACCAUUUUAUUCUGAUGAUCCAAUAACCACAUGCCGAAAGAUUGUCCACUGGAGAAACCAUUUGAAAUUUCCAGAGGAUUCAAAGGUGUCUCCUGAAGCAAGGGAUCUCAUUUGCCGGUUAUUAUGUGAUGUUGACCACAGGAUUGGCAGUGCAGGAGCAGACCAAAUAAAGGCACAUCCUUGGUUCCGUGGAGUUGCUUGGGAAAAACUAUAUGAGAUGGAAGCUGCAUUUAAGCCUCAAGUAAAUGAUGAACUGGACACACAGAACUUCAUGAAGUUUGAGGAAAUGGAUAAUGCUCCAACCAGAACAGGUUCCGGGCCCUCAAGAAAGAUGAUGCUGAAUUCCAAAGACCUCAGCUUUGUGGGAUAUACGUACAAAAACUUUGAUGCUGUGAAAGGAUUGAAACAUUCAGAUCAACAAAGGAACCAAUCUCUAAUAAGGCCCUCUAUUGGCUCCAUUUUUGGUGACACGUCCAGCAGAUAUGGAUCCAUCUAGAGAACCAAAUGGAAGGGACAAGCACAUGCACACAGUUUCUUCUGGUGAUCCGAUGAUUCAAUGACCUGCGUCCCGUUGUUCCUUGGAAAAUCCUGAACUAAAAUUAGCAUGCGACGCCUGAACGAUGUGGCUUCAUCCGGAGAACCUGCUUGUUUUAGGCCAGGUUAUCUGCCCUGUUAAUCGUUGGCGAGCAUUCUGUAGAAAUCCAACAAAGCUUCUAGUUGUAAAAAUAGUAUGCUGAGUACUUAACAAAACAGCCCGUGUACCCAGGGGGGCUUGUGGUCUUUGUUGUAGCGUGUUGGGACCAAGCGGAAAUGGGCAGGUUGGGGGGAGUAUUUGCACCUUUGGGGGCUGGCUGCCCAGGUUGGCAGAGCUAAUUGCCGCCUUCUCUUGUGGCAGUUCCUGGUCCGCUGACAUUUUCAUCUUGUGGAAACAAACAAAUAAGGCAAGCUAUGCUGUUGUUGCUGUUGCCGGUGGUGUUUUGAUGUGCGUGUGUAUCAGCAGAAAUUUAAUUUUCCGUAACGACCCUUUUGCCCCCUAGUCUAUGGUCUCCCGUUGCAGAAAUGCCUAAUUUUGUCUGUUAGUGUAAUGUUCAUCAGUUAUAUCUUUGGUCAUGUACUAUUAUUGAACCCUCUGACUUCAUAAUUUUGUGGAGAUACUACCUUCUUUUC